Molecule: messenger RNA, 722 nt
Organism: Helianthus annuus (common sunflower)
Lineage: Eukaryota; Viridiplantae; Streptophyta; Magnoliopsida; Asterales; Asteraceae
Exons: 3
Coding region: 92-544 (150 amino acids)
Source: RefSeq, a predicted model, not a curated record
CAUAUAAUAAUAAUAUCCACAAGUACAACACAAGACAGGAUCUAUCUUGGUUGCUGGAAGACAUAGGGUUUGUCUUUGGUUGCAGAGAGAGAUGAGUAUACGCAGGUUACUGGCCAGGGGACCGACCGCCGCUACUCUAAUGAGGAGGAGCCUAGGGUCGAGAAGGUGUCAACAUACGGCAGUCGGCGAUCAUGAAGACGACGAGAUGGCGAAGGGAACUUUUGAUAAACACGCUAAGGUUGAGGUAAGUUUUUAUCUGGAUGGCUUUGAAGCUUCUGAGUUAAAAACUCUACUUCCCUUGGUGCAUCGACAUUUACGUGCUGCUGGUGCGAGGCAAGCCGUGCUUAAUCAUCUUGAGGCGCUUGGAUCUGGGUGUGAAGAAGCUAUGAUUGGUUAUGACGCUAAUGUUACUUUAGAAGGUUAUGAAAAUUCGGAGGUGGAAACUCUAGAUGCUGCUUGUGCGGCACAUAUAUUUGCUCCUGUUGAAAGGCCAAAGAAUGUACACCUCUUGGUUGAUGAGGUUACCGUGAAGAGGAGUACAUAGACCGCUUGUUAUGUUAUGUGGUUACCUUUUGGUUAACUUCUAUCUGUCUCUGUCUGUCUGACUGGUCUUUUUUUAUUGUGUUGUUUAACAUAUCCUUUAAUUUUUUUUUUUGAACCAAUAACAUAUCCUUUAAAUAAUCAACUAAUUAAUCAGCUGUCUAUGAGGUCUUUUUUUUUUU